Molecule: messenger RNA, 1030 nt
Organism: Pyrus x bretschneideri (Chinese white pear)
Lineage: Eukaryota; Viridiplantae; Streptophyta; Magnoliopsida; Rosales; Rosaceae
Exons: 6
Coding region: 71-706 (211 amino acids)
Source: RefSeq, a predicted model, not a curated record
GAGAGCUUAACUUCAUUAGAAACAACCUUCACAGAAUACCUCCCUCCCUCUCUCUCAAAACCAGAUACAAAUGGCUUUCUCUAACUCCAUGGCCGUUUUAUAUGUGCUUCUGGUAGCGGUGCCCAUGGCUGCUUUCACCUUGGACUGGCCGGAUAACUUAGCUCCUACUAUUGCCGCUGAAAUAUGUAAACAAGUUGAGUGUGGAAGGGGAGCAUGCAAAUUCGACAUGAACGAACCAUUAGGUUUCACCUGCGAGUGCGAAGCGAACUGGAAGCGUACGUUUGAUGGGGACGACGAUCUGAAGUUUCUCCCCUGUGUCAUCCCCAACUGUACGCUGGACUACAACUGCCAGCCAGCUCCACCUUCAGUUCCUAAGAAAGAAGUCCCUCACAAUUUAUCUGCCUUUGAUCCUUGUUACUGGUCUUACUGCGGAGAAGGUAACUGCGUAAGGAACAGCACGUACAAUUACGCACCCAUCUGUGAAUGCAAAUCCGGCUCCUCUAAUCUUCUCAACGUCACAGCAUUCCCCUGCUACAAUGAAUGCACGCUUCAACCCGACUGCGCGAGUCUAGGAAUUAAGGUUGCAAACUCAAAUUCCCCCACUGGCUCUGGGAAUGACAACAGUCAAGCCACAUCGUUCUUGCCCGGAAAGUUCCAGUUGAUGGCCAUACUGACGGUGUCCGUGGGUAUGAUUCUGAGGAAGUAGAAUCGAAAGUCCGGUUACACGAUUGUGAAUUACAUUUGUUCGUUUGAUCAUCCUUUGGUUUCAUAAACUUCAGGUUCGUUUUGUUGUGAAUUACAUUUGUUCGUUUGAUCAUCCUUUGGUUUCAUAAACUUCAGGUUCGUUUUGUUGUUGUAACAUCGCUUCCAUGUUUCACCAGUUCAUCAAUUUGUAUAAAGUCAGUUUGUGUAAAUAAAUCGACGCAGUCAUAGCCCCACGACUGUCAUACAUUGCACUUGUAUACAGAUUUUUAUGUGUACAUACCUCUUACGGAUCAUCUAUCAUUGACAGAGCAGAUUUCUACAAGUA